Penicillium brasilianum is the source of this 1437-nucleotide messenger RNA. The record is from the annotation of a GenBank genome assembly. Lineage: Eukaryota; Fungi; Ascomycota; Eurotiomycetes; Eurotiales; Aspergillaceae.
AUGGCUGUCAGUAAUGAGCAUGCGACUCCCUCCAUCGACAGUGCUACCACAAAAACCGCGCCGUCAGUGGAUUCAACGCCGGCCAUGAGCGACCAUGUAAACGAGGACCUUGAGAAGGGGACUCGUACGACCGAUCCCGUCGAGGCAGAGAAGCACGAUCUCAAUGUAAACCCGCUAUCAGAGGAAAUUGAGGGCACCACUCCAGCUCCCGCUGGUCCUCCGGGGCCUGGCCCUCCACCGGAUGGAGGAGCUGAAGCAUGGUUGGUCGUGCUAGGAGCCUUUUGCGGACUGUUCGUCAGUUUUGGCUGGAUCAACUGUAUCGGUGUCUUCCAGACGUACUACGAAACCCACCAGCUCAGUAAUUUGUCCACCAGUACGGUGACAUGGAUCACAUCAUUGGAGACUUUCGUCAUGUUCUUCGCUGGUCCCGUUUUUGGUACUCUCUUUGAUAGCUAUGGCCCCCGAUACAUCCUCCUGGGUGGCACAUUCCUCCACGUCUUCGGCCUCAUGAUGACCUCCCUCUCAACGGAGUACUACCAAUUCAUCCUCGCGCAAGGAAUCUGCAGUCCACUCGGUGCAAGUGCCAUAUUCAACGCCAGCAUUAACUCUGUCAGUACCUGGUUUGCCAAACGCCGCGCCUUCGCACUGGGCGUCACAGCCUCCGGAUCGAGUCUGGGAGGAGUGAUCUUCCCCAUCAUGGUGACAAAUUUGAUUCCAGAGGUUGGGUUCACUUGGGCAAUGCGCAUUUGCGCGUUCUUGAUCCUAGCUAUGCUUGGCGUUUCCAAUCUCACCCUCAAGUCGAGGCUGAAGCAUACAAGGAAGCCGUUUAACAUUAUGAAUUUCGUUCGGCCGCUGAAGGAUGUCAAAUUCGUCGUCACGGUUGCUGCGGCCUUUUGUUUCUUCUGGGGUAUGUUCUUGCCUUUUACGUUUGUUAUCACUCAGGCGCAGCGAUAUGGCAUGUCGGAGCAUUUGUCGCAGUAUCUCAUUCCGAUCUUGAAUGCGGCUAGUGUCUUUGGCCGUACACUCCCAGGUUACCUGGCAGACCGCGUUGGUCGAUACAACGUGAUGAUCUUCUUCUCUUAUCUCUCCGGCAUCCUUGUCCUAGCCCUCUGGCUUCCAUCACGCAGCAACGCCCCCGCCAUCGUCUUCAGCGCAUUGUACGGCUUUGGCUCCGGUGCCUUCGUGUCUCUCGCCCCAGCCCUUAUCGCCCAAAUCUCUGAUGUUCGUGAGGUUGGUGUCCGCAACGGUACCUGCUUCUCGAUCAUUGCUUUCGCCGCUCUUACCGGUACCCCUAUUGGCGGUGCCUUGGUUCCUGAUGUUCUGACUGGCUCGUACACGAGGCUGCAGGUCUUCAGUGGCGUGGUCAUGCUUGCAGGUGCGACACUGUUUGUUGUCGCUCGGCUUGUUGUCGGUGGCGUGAAGUUUGGCAAGGUAUAA